Hipposideros armiger (great roundleaf bat) is the source of this 4631-nucleotide messenger RNA. RefSeq names its product serine peptidase inhibitor Kazal type 5 (gene SPINK5). The transcript is spliced from 37 exons. The record is from RefSeq and is a predicted model, not a curated record. Gene Ontology annotation, molecular function: protein binding. The coding region runs from base 300 to 3482 and encodes 1060 amino acids. Lineage: Eukaryota; Metazoa; Chordata; Mammalia; Chiroptera; Hipposideridae.
CUAUCUCCUAGUAUUGUUUGAGGACUUGGUAAAAAUGCAGAAGUGCUUGACCUAGAGCUUGGCAGAUAGGAAACACAUGACAAAUGGAGGAAUAAGAAGACAUAUUCAUAAGCCAGGAUGUUGUCAUGUUCAAAGGACUCACACAGAUUCACAUAUAUUCCAGUGGCAUUGCAUAAACAAAUGAAGAGAUCUAAUAAAUGGCAGAUUGGAAAGAUGUGGAAGGUGAUUUAAUGUCCUAGAGCACCAGCUGGUGAGCAAUGCACGGAGCAGACUUGUAACCAACUUACAUCAUCUUCACCAUGAAGAUAGCCCCAGUGUCAGUACUUCUGACUCUGGCCCUUUGCCUCAUACAAGAUGCUGCCAGUGAGGAUGAAAAUCAGGAAACAUGCAGUGAUUUUCUGGCAUUUAUGAAAAAUGGGAAGGUGUUCUGUCCCCAGGAUAAAAGCCUUCUUAAAAUCGCUGAUGGAACGACCUUCCUCCAGAAAUGUGCCAAGUGCAAAAUAGUUCUGGAAAAAGAAGCACAAUCCCAGAAAAGGGCCAGGCAUUUAGGAAGAGCCAUGGCCCCUACCCCAGCAAAGUUGAAUUGUGAUGAUUUCAAGAAAGGAGAAAGAGAUGAGGAUUUUAUCUGUCCUUUUGAUAGCGCAGCUGUCUGUGGCACAGAUGGGAAGACAUACAGCAACACAUGUGCACUGUGUGCUGAGAACGUGAAAACCAGGUCCCAAGUUGGCGUAAAACAUGCAGGGGAGUGUGAAAGCAGUAAUCCAGAGCAGGAUCUAUGCAGUGCUUUUCGGCCUUACGUGAAAGAUGGAAGACUUGGAUGCACAAGGGAAAAUGAUCCCGUUCUUGGUCCUGAUGGAAGGACACACGGCAAUAAGUGUGCAAUGUGUGCCGAGCUGUUCUUAAAGGAAGCUGAAGAAAAUGCCAAGCAACACAAUGAAACCAGAAUUCGAAGAAGUGCUGAAAAGGAUUUUUGCAAGGAAUAUGAAAAACAAGUGAGAAAUGGAAGACUUUUUUGUACACGGGAGAGCGACCCAGUCCGUGGCCCUGAUGGCAGGAUGCAUGGCAACAAAUGUGCCCUGUGUGCUGAAGUUUUCAAGCGGCGUUUUUCAGAAGGAAAAAAUAAAGCAAAUGAAAACCUGAGAAAGGCUGAAGAAAAAGUUAAAGUUAAAAGAGAAACUGAGAAACUCUGCCGUGAAUAUCAGAAUCAUGUAAGGAAUGGAGUGCUUUUCUGUACCCGAGAAAAUGACCCCGUUCGUGGUCCAGAUGGGAAAAUGCAUGGCAACUUGUGUUCCAUGUGUCAAGCUUUCUACCAAGCAGAAGCCGAAGAAAAGAAAAAGGCACAAGCAAAAAGUAAAAGAGAAUCUGAAAAAGCACCCUCAUUUUCAGAGCUGUGCAGCGAGUACCGCAAGUUUGUGAGGAACGGGAAACUCCCAUGCACCCGAGAGAACGACCCCAUCCAGGGCCCCGACGGGAAAAUGCACGGCAACACCUGCUCCAUGUGCGAGGCCUUCUUCCAAGCAGAAGCAGAGGAAAAGAAAAAGAAGGAAGCUGAAUCAAGAAAUAAGCGACAAUCUGCAAAUACAAUUUCCUUUGAGGCGUUGUGCAGCGAAUUCCGCAAAUCCAGGCAGAAUGGACCACUCCUUUGCACCCGAGAGAACGACCCCAUCCAGGGCCCAGACGGGAAAAUGCACGGCAACACCUGCUCCAUGUGCGAGGCCUUCUUUCAACAACAAGCAAGAGCAAGAAAGGCUAAGAGAGAAGCUGUGAAGGAACUCUGCAGUGAAUUUCGGACCCAAGUGAGGAAUGGAAUCCUCGCGUGCACCAGGGAGAAUGACCCUGUCCAGGGCCCAGACGGCAAAAUGCACGGAAACAAGUGUGCCAUGUGUGCAAGCGUGUUUGAACUUGAAGAAGAAGAAAAGAAAAAUAAUGACAAGGAAGGAAAGGAGAAAGUUAAAGUUCAGAAAGUUAAGAGAGAAGCAGUGCAGGAGCUGUGCAGUGAAUACCGUAACUAUGUGAGGAAUGGACGACUUUUCUGCACCCGAGAGAAUGACCCCAUCGAGGGCCCUGAUGGGAAAAUCCACGGCAAUACCUGCUCCAUGUGCGAGGCCUUCUUCCAGCAAGAAGCAAAAGAAAAAGAAGAAGUUGAUUCUGAAAUAAAAGUUAAGAGAGAAGCUGACAAGGAUAGGUGCAGUGAAUAUCGGAGCCUUUUGCAAGAUGGAAAUCUUUUCUGCACACGAGAAAAUGAUCCCGUGCGUGGCCCAGAUGGCAAGACCCAUGGCAACAAGUGUGCCAUGUGUAAAGCAGUCUUGAGGCUGAGCUGUCACUCUCAAGACCAAUGUGCUGAGUUUCGGGAAAAAAUGCAAAAUGGAAGACUCAGCUGUACCCGGGAGAGUGACCCUGUACGUGAUGCUAAUGGCAAAUCAUACAACAAUAAGUGUACCAUGUGUAAAGAGAUGCUGCUAAGAGAAGCAGAUGGAAACAAUAAUUCUGGCAAUAGAGCAAAUGGGACUGAAUCAGCGUCAGGAAAGGAUACCUGUGAUGAGUUUAGAAGCCAAAUGAAGAAUGGACAACUUAUCUGCACUCGAGAAAGUGACCCUGUCCGGGGUCCAGAAGGCAAAACACAUGGCAAUAAGUGUGCUAUGUGUAAGGAAAAGCUGGAAAGGGAAGCAGCUGAAAGAAAAAAGCAGGAAGCUAACAGGACAAACACAACAGAAAAGAACAAUGAAAAACAGGAUCAGUGUCAUGAAUUCCGGAGCUUGGUGAGAGAUGGAAAGCUCAUGUGCACCAGAGAAAAUAGCCCCGUUCGAGGUCCAUAUGGCAAGAUGCAUGUCAACAAGUGUGCAAUGUGUCAGAGCAUCUUUGAGCGAGAAGCUAGUGAAAGAAAAAGGGAUGAUGAAGACAAACCACGUGACCAGCCUUCAAAUAAUGCAAAGGACCAGUGCAGAGAGGUUCGGAAUGAAACGGAGGAUGGAAUGUUUAGACUUUCUGGGCAUUCCUUGGCCUCCAUUGCCAGGAUAAGUGCAGACGAGUGUGGUCACUUUCGGAAGUACUUGCGGAAUGAUGAGCUCUUGUGCACUCGUGAGAAUGACCCGGUGCGAGGUGCUGAUGGAAAGUUUUACAAAAACCAGUGCUACAUGUGCAGAACUGUCUUUCAGAAAGAAGCUUUGGAGAGGGCAAAACUUCAAGAAAAGCCAUCACAUAUUAGAGCUUCCAAAGAAGAAGACAGCCCAGAUUCCCAUAUUACUUCCCUGGAUUCUGAGAUGUGCAAACACUACCAAGUAUUGCCCAGGAUGGGUUACCUUUGUCCAAAGAAUUUACAGCCUGUAUGUGGUGACGAUGGCCAGACAUACAACAACCCUUGCAUGCUCUGUCAUGAAAACCUAAUACGCCAAACUAAUACACGCAUCCGCAGCGAAGGGAGGUGUGAGGAGAUUAGCACCCCAGGAACAACACUGCCCAGCAUGCCAGCCUCUGACAAAUGAUGCGAGGAUCGGUGACAGCCAUGGGAAAGUGUAUGCCCCAAUUCUGAGUUGCCUACCUUCACCAUCUGUAUAUACAAAGAAUUCUUCAGAGCUCACCUUAUUAACUAUAGAAAACAAUAGAGAGCUAUUGGGGGAAUGGACUCAUUGACUUUCAGUCUUCUCCAUCUCUUUCCUCAAUUCUGUGAUUGGAGGGCACAGAGAUCUUUCCACCUAGUCUGUGCUCUGCACACCUCUUGGUCACAAUGCUGUCUGUCCAUCUACUUGUUCAAUAAAAGUACACCCAGCAGAAUACCCUUUCUGGGAUUUCUUUGCCACUGCCUGGCUAGGAGGAAAUUGUUUUUUACAUAAAGCCAACCAGCUAUGAAUCAGCCUCACCUUCAUUAUCUGCCACCUCACCAGCUCCCCUAUUUAGCGGCUCUAUUUCCAUGAGUAGCGUAACUAUCUCUCAGUUACAUGGGCCCCAUCCAAUGACACAAACCAGUAAUUUCCCAUAUCUAAUCAUGUUGCCUCUCGACAAUGUCUUAUGUCAGGGCCUUGGGCCCAUAGUCUGGGAGAAGAAUAAGGAAAUGAGUGUCACCAAGGUGUGUUCUUCUCUAGAACAGCGGUGUCCAAAAGAAACAGAAUACACGUCACACAUGGAAUUUCAAAUUUUGUGGUAGCUAUAAAAGAAAUGGGUAAAAUUAAUUUUAAUAACAUAUUUUGUUUACCUCAAUAUAUCAAAAUGAUUAUUUCGAAGUAGAAUGGAUAUAAACUUUUUUUUUAGUAAAUCUUUGAUAUUGGUAUGUAUUUUAUACUCACACCACAUCUCUCUUUGGACUGGCCACAUUUGAAGUGCUCGGUAACGACAUGUGGCUAGAGGCUACUAAAUUAGUAAGCUAAAGUGCAGAAAAAUCUGUUAGGGGACACACACUUUAGAUAGGGGUGGGAUGAAACAACCGGUAACUCUGUCAUGCUCAAAGUCUUGCGACUGGUGUCUUGAGACAGUACCGAGAUAUGUUGUUCACUUUCCGAUUCUGGGCUGGUGCUGAACACACUCUAGAGGGAGAAAGGCAGUGGAAAAUACAUCACAGUUCAACUUAUUCUCAGCUUCAGAAGAACUGUGCCCAGAAUGGCAGGCCUGCUUGGAUUUGUGAGGUUAAUUUUGUAUGU